Aphanomyces astaci is the source of this 725-nucleotide messenger RNA. RefSeq lists its product as hypothetical. Bases 55 to 654 code for a protein of 199 amino acids. The record is from RefSeq and is a predicted model, not a curated record. The transcript has a single exon. NCBI's taxonomy places the organism in Eukaryota, Oomycota, Saprolegniomycetes, Saprolegniales, Verrucalvaceae.
GUCGCUUCGUCUGGCGAAUCCGUCGAAGCAACUUCAGAUCCGAUUUGACCGGCCAUGGGACAGUGCUGCUCCAAGCGGUGCCCAGAGAUCGAUGACGGUGAUGUGGUCAAGCCGGCCGUGGUCAAGGGGCUGUCGACCAUCGAGGUAUCGAGUCCUCAACUGCCCGCGUCGUCGUUCAAUCAGUUGCGCUCGACCACCACCUCGACGCAACGCCGAUCCCAAGCGGACACUGUGACAGCCAUACGUCGCAGCUCACUGGAGGGAGGCAACAACGAGAAUGACAUUAUUAUGUCGUCAACGAGCGGUUCGCCGUCCAAGGACGACCUGUACGGGUCUUCGAUCACGUCGUCCAAGUAUAUUUAUACGUCGCCACCGUCGUCUCCGUCCAAGAGCAGCGACGAGCCCCAAGUCGAGGAGCUGCAGGAUAUUUCCCAGCAGGAGCCAUCCGAACCAGUGUACGUGGCCCCCGAAGACCGACCGAUCGAAUCGGCGUUCAUUCGGGAAGAGCGCAUCCGGCUGGCUCAAAUCCAAGAGCAUUUGCGACUCGAGCGCCAGGAAGCGCAUGAAAAAUGGGUCGCAGAGCUGAGGGAAAAGAAGAAGGAAUUUCUCCCCGACGUGGUCGUGUAUCGGGAUUUUUCCCCGCGGGUCGACUGACCGAUGAGGCCAAUGCCUGCGUGAAAACGGCGGCGGCUUUUAUAUAUAUAAACGUCAUGUUUGGUCGUGCA